AGAUCAUUUGUUGCUCCGUCGGUCCGACUGCUUCUUCCGUCAAUGGAAGGAGCGAAGAAAACAGUCCACCUGCAAUGACGGCCGUCACAUCCACCCAGACCGUCACCCCUACAGUGGUCUAGAGCCAGAUGGUUUCCCCAGAGCCCAUUGUGCCAUUGCUGUUCCGUCAACUCUCUGUGGCGCUCCGUCUGUUGUUACCACCACCAAUCCGUCAACCAUCCCCACCUUGAUUCCGAGCCUCGCUGGUCCGAGGCUGCAGUGCCAUGUCCAGGUGGGGGGAGGGAGGCACACAUUCUCCAUGCUCCAUACUCGCAUACUCCGCUCUUGCGGCCACUGCCGUCUCUUGUGUACAGCUUAGUUGAGACAGUCUUCAAACAAGUUUAGUCCGAUUUGCUUGCGUCCCCACGGCUCCGGUUUCCGCCUCUCCCUCGGCACUCACCCGUUGUUAGCCGCUUCGUCACGGUGGUUAGAAUAUUCACAAGCGUUCUCGAGACGAAAGACGCUGACGGUCGGAUUUCCGUUUCGCCUGAUGGCCUCCUCGACCAGCCUCUGCUGCCGAAGCGCUCUAUUUCCUGGGUCCGUAGUAGGUCGGACUGAUUCCGUUCCGUUGACGGAAUCCGUUACAUCACGGCCAUUUCCGAGCCUUUCGUGCGAGGGUCUGCGAAGUUCGCUGCACGGCACAUUCCCAUCCGUCAAGGCUGCUCCGAUCGAGAGACAGAAAACUACCAAGGCACGCGCAGCGAACGCACGAGCAGCGGCGGCCAUAGCCGCGGGAGGAGGCGAGACGGGCUCGAGUGUGGAGUUGGAGCAGAUCAGCAGUGAGGGGAAGCAACCCGUGCGGCCAGUUGUCAUUCUUCCGGGAUUGGGCAACAACUCGGCGGAUUACGCCGAGCUCGUGGCGCUGCUGGAGACGCAGGGCGUGGCGGUGGAGGUGGCCCGCGUGGCGCGACCUGAUUGGCUGCGGAACGCCGCGGGGCUCCUGCAAGCGGACUACUGGAAGGGAACUCUCAAGCCUCGCCCGAUCCUGGACUGGUACUUGGAACGGGUGGCAGCAGCUGUGGCGGCAGCCAAGAAGAGAGUCCCAGGCUGCUCCCAGGUGUCGCUGGUAGCGCACUCUGCAGGGGGUUGGCUGGCCCGCCUCUAUCUCGCUGAGUAUGGCCAUGCUGACGUGGCACUGCUGCUCUCACUCGGCUCACCGCACCUUCCCCCGCCCCCAGGGGCGCAGGGGGUCGUGGAUCAGACCAGGGGGCUCCUAACGCACAUGCAGGCCGUCUCGCCAGGUGCCUUCCACGCACCCCACGUCAAAUACGUCUGCGUCUCGGGCAGGUACAUCAAGGGUCUUCCCCUCUUUGGUGGCCCUUCUGCAGCCCCUGCAGCAGCAGCCCCUGCUUCCCUCGCCUCAGUCGCCUCAGCAGCAGCGGGGGGAGAGGCACGUGUGUUUGCUCUGGAUGUGGAGCCAGUGGGGGUUGCAGCGAAUGUGAUUAUAUCCGAUUUGGAAUCAGGCACCGAGAGUGAGGACGGCAGCAGCAGUGCGUCAGAUAGUGCUGCUGGGCAGAAGGUGUCAUCUGGUGGAGGUGUGUUCCAGGCACGGAUGGUGGGGCAGGGCUACAAGCAGGUCUGUGGGCAAGCUGAAGUGUGGGGGGAUGGAGUCGUGCCGGAGGAUGCUGCCCUGCUUGAGGGAGCAGAGAAUCUAAUAUUGGAUGGCGUGUAUCACUCGCCUGUCGGGGCAAGUGAGGCCAGGCCUUGGUAUGGCUCGCCAUCCAUUCUUCCCAAGUGGCAGCACCACUUAUUAGUUUGAGCUGGAAUACACUUCAUGGAACUGAAAAGCCAAUUUGACUUGGAACAUCAUUGACAAUGAAAUGUUUGAAGAUCUUGUGAGUGAUAUUAAUGGUAAAAGAAAUAACUUCGUGCAAC
This is a messenger RNA of Closterium sp. NIES-67, 1914 nucleotides long. NCBI's taxonomy places the organism in Eukaryota, Viridiplantae, Streptophyta, Zygnematophyceae, Desmidiales, Closteriaceae. The record is from the annotation of a GenBank genome assembly.